UCUAAAAAAGUCAUUAGCUAAUCUUCGUCUCAGCAUUCAGAAAUCAAGUGGGAAAAUGUCCGCGAGACCGGAGGAACUUUGUGGAGUGAAGGAGGAGCCCCCACGUCACCGACACUCGACUGUGUGCAGACUAAUGCGCGCGAAGGUUGUUCUUCACAGACUAGAAGAUCUAUACGUCAGCCAAGCUCGUUAUCCUGAGCUCCCGGAGUCUGCAUGCAUGAAGGAUGAGGAAGAAGAGUCGCCAUCCAUUAAGGAAGAAUUCAUACACAUGAAAGGUUUCAGAAAAUAUCUUGGUGCUGAGCAGCAGGAGGCAGCAUGUCCUGGCGUAAAAGAGGAUGUUGAGCGCCCCCAAAUCAAAGAGGAGGAGGAGCUGGAGCCCUGUCAACAGAUGCAACUUCCAAUCAAAAAAGAGGACGAAGAGCUGCCAUACGAUAAAGAGGAGAAGCAUAUAACCAGGUCAAAUGGUGAGCCCUUGAAAAGUGAAGAUGGUCAGAGUGAGGUCGGCAGAGGAGCGGAGACUCCAAGCAGGGGGAGAAGCAGCAGCUCAACAGAAGGAUUGCAAGCAGACAUUUACAUUGCUCCAUCAGACAGAGAUGGCACCACGUCACACUCACCUUACAAUGAUGAUGGUCAUAAGAAAUCUCACCGUGACGACAGACUCUGCAAAUGCUCUCAGUGUGGGAAAAUCUUUGCGAAUAAGUACACUUGUCGGACGCAUAUGAGGAGGCACACUGGUGAAAAACCUUUUGCCUGCUCAGUUUGUGGUCAAGAAUUCUCUCAAAAGCAACACUUAAAAAACCACACAAGAACCCACACUGGUGAAAAACCUUUUUCCUGCUCAGUUUGUGGUAAAAAAUUCACUCAAAAGGAAAGCUUGACAAUACACACACGCACCCACACUGGCGAAAAACUUUUUUCCUGCUCAGUUUGUGGUCAAGCGUUCGCUCAUAAAGGAACCUUAAAAUACCACACAAGAACCCACACUGGUGAAAAACCUUUUUCCUGCUCAGUUUGUGGUCAAGCGUUCGCUCAUAAAGAAACCUUAAAAUACCACACAAGAACCCACACUGGUGAAAAACCUUUUUCCUGCUCAGUUUGUGGUCAAGCGUUCACUCAUAAAGCUACCGUAAAAUACCACACAAGAACCCACACUGGUGAAAAACCUUUUUCCUGCUCAGUUUGUGGUAAAAAAUUCACUCAAAGGGAAAGCUUGAAAAUACACACACGCACCCACACUGGCGAAAAACCUUUUUCCUGCUCAGUUUGUGGUCAAGGAUUUGCUCAGAAGUAUCGGAUAAGAAGACACGUGUGUGUUGGUGUGAAAAGCAGUGGCCAAUGACUUUUGCCUGUCAUCCAUGCUGUCUUCAUCAGAUUUUGCUUAGGAGUUACAUUCAUAUUCGUGGUAUUUUGAGAUAGUAUUUUUGUUUGGACUUUCCAUUUUGUUUUUUACCUAUUCUGGUCAUCAAAGCCUUUCUCUUGGUUCUCUUGCCGAGUCGGUUUGUGCCUCUUUAUGUUUGUAUUUUUCCUCACAUGUUCUGGCGUGCUCCCUUGUUU
Messenger RNA from Corythoichthys intestinalis (scribbled pipefish), 1554 nucleotides. Its product is annotated as zinc finger protein OZF-like. Lineage: Eukaryota; Metazoa; Chordata; Actinopteri; Syngnathiformes; Syngnathidae. The transcript has 3 exons. Bases 56 to 1339 code for a protein of 427 amino acids. Gene Ontology annotation, molecular function: DNA-binding transcription factor activity, RNA polymerase II-specific; RNA polymerase II transcription regulatory region sequence-specific DNA binding. Gene Ontology annotation, cellular component: nucleus. Gene Ontology annotation, biological process: regulation of transcription by RNA polymerase II; embryo development; urogenital system development. The record is from RefSeq and is a predicted model, not a curated record.